Messenger RNA from Pseudogymnoascus verrucosus, 3004 nucleotides. RefSeq lists its product as uncharacterized. Lineage: Eukaryota; Fungi; Ascomycota; Leotiomycetes; Thelebolales; Thelebolaceae. Gene Ontology annotation, biological process: transmembrane transport. Gene Ontology annotation, cellular component: endoplasmic reticulum; membrane. The coding region runs from base 1000 to 2757 and encodes 585 amino acids. The transcript has 3 exons. The record is from RefSeq and is a predicted model, not a curated record.
UUGGGUGGUUUGUUGGUGGUUCGUUUGGUGGUUUGCCCCCCAUUCCUCGCUCCAUCUUCCCGUCCAAUCCCCCACGACCUUUUGGAGGCAUUCGGCGGCUCUCAUCCAGUCAAUCCAGCACACGCUCCCUAACUGAACUUACUGAGGAGAUGCUGUACUUUGUGCGAUGGUAGCUCAACGGUGCACAGACGCUGCACUGGCAACUUUGUCUGUACGUACCCAGUCUACUCUCACUACUCUCACUAACUCCCACUCUACUUUUACCACUUAACCUGGUUUGAGUGGUGCAAAGUGGUACAACGUGCUUUUGGUUACGGUGAUCCAGAAGUUGAAACAAGAAACGGAACACACACAUUUGGAGUAUCAGAUUCACAGCAAUUGUCUCCAAAUCCCUAAUAAAAACCCUCACUAUUCUGCCAUCUCUCCUUCUUAUAACCUCCUAUAAUAAACUAUUAAAUCGCUGUACCUGAACCUCCUGUAAUCUACACGCUAAUCCGUGAUCAUCCCACACCCCCAAAAAAACAAACGUCCGAUAUCUAGAACCAUCGAAUCGUCGCAUCGGGGCGGUGCCUCAAAGAUACCUUGGCACCACAAGAGAUCAGCCAGGCGGGUGGCAGACCGGGAACCAACGCCUCCUAGACCGCGUCACUGUGCGCCGUGCGCCGUGCGACACCAGGUAAAACCUCACACAAUUCCACGCCCGGAUGGCGAGCUGAGCUUGUGUCGCCCAACCCAACACACAUUUACAACAAACCCUCUCACCUCACCAUCCCACCUAGUCCACCUACCCGCACCACCACCGAAAACCUAAACACGAAUUGCCUUGUCCUCGACCCUGUCUACGCUUCUUUCCCCCAUCAUCCGCUUUCUCCGCGCAAAACCAGAAACGACAAAUACAAUCCCUUGUCAGCAACGAGCACAACGAGCACGCACUCUCGAGAACUAUAGGACUAUACUGAAGCUCACACCUCCCUGAGUCGCUCUGGCCGGCGACCCUUAAUGGCCUUCUUCACCACACCCACAUCAUUCAGACUCGCAAAUGGCAAUAAUGGCGUCGCCUCCAUCGUUGGCAGGUCCUUCACGGCCCACGCCUUCGACGGUCUCCAGCAGCCUGUCGUGAUGAGCCAUGAGGCGCAUCCGGAUCUCGGGCGCCUUAUCCUCCUCGUCUUCGAGGCGGUCCUGGAGGUCGUAUGCGUCAGCGUGCCGGGUUAUAUCAUUGCCAGGCAGGGCAUGUUUAAUGCGGAGCAGCAGAAGUUUGUGGCUAACUUGAAUGUUAUGCUGUUCACGCCUUGUCUGAUCUUCACGAAACUUGCCUCUCAGCUGACGGCCGACACUCUUGCCGACCUUGCUGUGAUCCCAGUGAUCUUCGCCCUACAAACUCUCGUAUCAUACCUGGUCUCCAUUGGAGUCUCCAAAGCUUUCGGUCUGGCUAAGCGUCCUGCGAAUUUCGUCACCGCAAUGGGAGUUUUUGGAAACUCAAACUCCCUGCCUAUAUCCCUCGUCAUCUCUCUGUCACAGACCUUGAAUGGGCUACACUGGGACAGGAUACCGGGGGACAAUGACGACGAGGUCUCGGCGCGCGGCAUUCUUUACUUGCUCAUCUUCCAGCAGCUUGGGCAGCUGGUAAGAUGGAGUUGGGGAUACCAUGUUCUGCUGGCCCCGCCGGAUCGGCCGGAGAUUGAAGAUGCGGAGGCUGCGGAGGAGGGGAGAUACAGAGAUGAUGAUGACAGCGACCUCUUGAUCCCAGGCUUGGAUGCUGAUGAUUCAGAUACCGAUGCGUACAAGGAUACUUUGCGCCAGAGCCACUCCUCGACAUCGUUCGACUCGGGUGGUAUAACGCCUGUUACCAACACGCAUUAUAUCCUUCCCGAUGACGAGUAUGAUAAUGAUGGAAGGAAGCGCUUAAACUCCUCAUCGACGGCACCAGAAGUUGACAGCAUUCUACAUGCUGAACAGCUGAGCAACAGCCUUACGUCGUUCCCAACCAUCAGGCAACAACAAAUCAGAGAGCAGCACAUCCCCGAUGGCAUCCGAGGAUUGGCAACGAUUAUCAGACUUCAAUCGAAGCGUGGCGCAAACUUUGUCUCAUCAAGGAUCAACGCCGUCUUCAGGAGUUUAUUCAACACCCUCCCAUACCCCAUCCAGAGGGUCCUCACCAAAUUCUACCGAGUCUCCGCGCGCUUCGGCAACGGCCUCUGGGAAUUCAUGAACCCCCCCCUCUGGGCCAUGCUCCUCGCCGGCAUCGUCGCCACCAUCCCCUCCCUCCAACGCCUCUUCUUCCAAGAAGACUCCUUCGUCGCCAACUCCGUCACCCGCGCCAUCACCCAAUCCGGCGGCGUCGCCGUCCCGCUCAUCCUCGUCGUCCUCGGCGCCAACCUCGCCCGCAACACCCUCCCCCAGACCGCACUGGAGGCGGACAGCGAGGAGAACCAGAUCGGGACGAAGCUGCUCGUCGCGUCGCUGAUCAGCCGCAUGCUCCUGCCUACCUUGAUCAUGGCGCCGUUUCUGGCGAUGAUGGCCAAGUACCUGCCGAUUAGCAUUGUGGAUGAUCCGAUCUUUAUUAUCGUGUGUUUCUUACUUACGGGCGCGCCGAGCGCGCUACAGUUGGCGCAGAUUUGCCAGAUUAAUGGCGUUUAUGAGGCGGUUAUGAGUAAGAUCUUGUUUCAGAGCUAUGUUAUUUGGAUUUUGCCGUCGACGCUCAUGUUGGUCAUGUGUGCGCUUGAGGUUGUGGAGUGGGCGAAGCCUAUGAGUACUUGAAGGGUGAUUACGGGGCUGAGUGAGUUUGCCUUUGUUCUGACUUUUUGCAUGGUGUGGGGUACCUUUGUUCGGUCAAUAGAUCAAAAGCAAAAAUAGGUCUAGGGGGAUGACUACGGGGUAGGAAGAAGCAAUGAAAGGCUGGUAUGGGAAUAAAAUGGAUACCCCUUUAUUGUAGGUGUACUUUAGUUUUUUUGGUUACACGAAAUACGUGGUUUAGUAGCAGCAGCAAAGCAGUGUUUAGGGAAAU